Messenger RNA from Oikopleura dioica, 1569 nucleotides. The record is from the annotation of a GenBank genome assembly. NCBI's taxonomy places the organism in Eukaryota, Metazoa, Chordata, Appendicularia, Copelata, Oikopleuridae.
AUGAGGCUGAGCGGUGCCGCGCUAAGACUACGAAAGCGCGGUGUUUACAAAACAAAACCCCUCGAUCGGGUCAUUUACGGAUCUGACAAGGCUGGGAAGCAUCUUCAACCACCGCGGGUAGCCCCGGUCGCGCCGAACGCGCAUUUCUCGCGAUCCGGGGCGCUGGAGGAGACCUACAAUCGAGCAUCUACAGUAAAGGAAGUUGAUCUGGCGCAACAGCCGCGUGGAAGACCCGCAUAUGGCGGAACUUAUACGCCACAGGGACAGACGGUGCCACUAUACAUUCCAAAAUACAACGAGGGCUCUCCGACGGAUCAUUACAAACUCGUUCAACUCGGCGAUAGCUCGGAUGUGAUCGGUCAGUACGACGAGAACAUGACCAGAGCGAUAAGAAAAAUGACCAAAUGGUGGAAGGACAACUGGGCGAGCCUGGAUCUUAUUGAUCCGAAGAAAUGGGCGUUGUUUCCAGGCGAUGUGGUCAAGGUCGUCAAUCCAUCUCACCCGGACUACAGACGAUUCGGAAUCGUGAAAAAUAUUUACAUGCCACAUGGCCUCGUCUGGGUCGAUGGGCUCAAUUCCACGCACAGCCAAGGUCAGUCCGACCGAACGCUGAACUUUUCGCUCUACGAAAGAACGCAGAUCACAGAAGCUCGAGCAGCGACGAUUCCCUUCAAUUAUAGAGAUGUCAAAUAUUUGAAGCAUGGCCGGAGUCUCAUAAAUGUGAUCGGCCCGCUGUCACAGAAGAAUAUCAUGAAGGACGAUAUUCCAGAUGUGCUGAAUGACAAGUUUCAGGAUACGAUGCUGAGUCAUUCUGCUUGGGAAAGCAAUAAAGGGGAUGACACCAGAAGCCACAGAGAGUACAUUCUAGAUACAUUGGAGGAAAACGGUCUUUUGGAAACAUUAGAUCUCGUUAUGAAUUAUGGCAAUUUCUCGUUGAAGAACUUUGAAAAUAUGGACUGGCAAGAUCUGCAGGCUGAGCGAACAUGCCGCGAAUCACAGCUGCCGGUCAGUUUGCCGAUCAAGAAGAAUUUGACGGGUUCGAUUGAUCCGAGUAGAGAUGGAAAAGGAAACAGCUUAGAGAUGGGCUUCGACGAUCUCGACAGCGUGAUUGAUUACAGCGCGGAGCUGGAAGAAGACAGAACUUUUGAGGAAGAAAUUAGGGAAAAAUUUAAUAUUCCACUCGAUAAUGUGCCUAAAUUCUAUUACCGCCAAAAAAUGUCUAAGCAGCAGAUUCUCCCUUCCAACACUUUGAACUCCCUGGAGCUCACUCUUCCAGGACAGAACACUGCCGGUAAGGCUCUCCAUCCUCUUCAGCAGGCGCCAAAGACCUUGGCGGAAAUGGAAGAUGCUGCCAUGUUCAAUCGUGCUCUUCAAGUUGGAGGACGCGGUUUUGCCAUGGGCUUGAAAAUGGAGCGGCUUCAGUCUGUCCGCCCCAAGGUCCCCGGCCGAUCUCUUCGAACUCUCGGAGGAGAUGUCCUCUCAGGUCGCCUCGAUGACUUGCAAAUGGAAGAUUACAUUGGCGAAGUCGAAGGCUGCGAGCGCCUUUUCACUCACGCGUACCCCAUGUAA